Hibiscus syriacus is the source of this 399-nucleotide messenger RNA. Its product is annotated as 50S ribosomal protein L1, chloroplastic-like. The transcript is spliced from 4 exons. The record is from RefSeq and is a predicted model, not a curated record. The coding region runs from base 1 to 399 and encodes 132 amino acids. NCBI's taxonomy places the organism in Eukaryota, Viridiplantae, Streptophyta, Magnoliopsida, Malvales, Malvaceae.
AUGGUUGGAAUCUCUUUGGUGACAUGGAUUUCUCCAAUCGAGGAGGGACUUUCUGGGUCUGGAAGUGUUCAGAACAAGUGGUUCAAUGACCGCUAUACCUAUAGUAAACCUCUAUUUAAAUCCCUCUUGGUAUCCUACUUUUCUUCUCACCCUUUUCUUAUUAUUAAAGGUGAGUUUCCCCUAGGGAAUUGGCUAACUUUUAAAGUGGCUGUUGUUACUCGAGGCGAAAAGUUCGAUAAAGCAAUAACUGCCGGAGCUGAUAUUGUCGGUGGUGAUGACUUGAUUGAACAGAUACAAAGAGGUUUCAGGGAAUUUGACAAAUUAAUUGCUUCCCCAGAUAUGAUGGUUAAGGUUGUUAGCCUUGGGAAGCUUCUAUGUUUACUUUUUAUCAUGAAGUGA